UGAUUUUCAUGCAUUUUCUGUUGACGAAUCGAAAAUGGGAAAUUAUCACGGAUAUCAAGGACAAUUAGGGCAAUUAAUACCGUUGUUAAAAUUAUUUCAACAAUUUCCGCUACAAUCGAGGGGGCUACCUUCACAGUGCUCUCGCACCGCUAGCGGCUGGCGCGUCUUCAAUGUCUGUAUUAGGUUAUGAAUUUGUUCAACACUGCCAGGAACAAUGCGUAAGGAGCAGCUUAUAUAGAUGCACCCUUAUGCGACCAUCGGACAUCGGCAAUUACAAAAAUCUUUGAGCACGUGUUUUUCAAACCUGAUCACCAUGGCUGAAAUUGAGAAGGACAAGAAGAAAAAUAAGACUAAAUCUCUAGGUGAGAUCCAAGCCAAGAUGAAAUGUCAGUUAGAACCUUCUGAUGUUGCUAAAACUAUGAAGCUGGAAUGCAAGGAUUGGCCAUUGUUGUUUAAGAAUUUUGAUAAAAUGUUAACAAGAACCAAACAUUUCACACCGCUCACAUGUGGAUCUACACCUUUGCAUCGAUCAUUAUCAGAGUAUGUCCAAUCUGGAUGUAUCAACUUAGAUAAGCCAUCAAAUCCAUCUUCCCAUGAAGUUGUUGCUUGGAUCAAAAGAAUCUUAAAGGUUCAGAAAACUGGUCAUUCUGGAACUUUAGAUCCAAAAGUAUCAGGAUGCUUAAUUGUUUGCAUAGAUAGAGCAACACGUCUUGCCAAAUCUCAACAAUCCGCAGGCAAGGAAUAUGUUGCUGUUUUUAAACUUCAUUCCGCAGUUGAUAACGUUAAAAAGAUACAUCAAGCUCUAGAAAAAUUAAGAGGUGCUCUAUUUCAAAGACCACCUCUGAUAUCAGCAGUCAAGCGUCAAUUAAGAGUAAGAACUGUUUAUGACAGUUGGUUUUUAGAUUAUGACGAAGACAGGAAUAUGGGAGUUCUCAAAGUUAGUUGUGAAGCAGGCUCAUAUAUUAGAACCAUUUGUGUGCACCUUGGCCUGUUUCUUGGCACUGGAUGUCAAAUGCAGGAAUUAAGGAGAAAUCGUUCUGGCAUCAUGUCCGAGAAAGAUGGUUUGGUAACUAUGCAUGACAUUCUUGAUGCGCAAUGGCUAUACGAAAAUCAUGGAGAUGAAUCAUACCUCAGAAGAGUUAUCAGGCCAUUAGAAUCUCUUCUUGUCAAUCACAAAAGAAUUAUAGUUAAGGAUAGCGCUGUAAAUGCUAUAUGUUAUGGAGCUAAAAUAAUGCUUCCUGGUGUUUUGAUGUACGACGAAGGUAUUGAAUUAAAUCAAGAAAUAGUAAUAGUUACUACGAAAGGAGAAGCCGUGGCGCUUGCUAUUGCUCUCAUGACGACGCCAACAAUGUCUGCUUGUGAUCACGGAGUAGUCGCCAAAAUCAAACGUGUAAUUAUGGAACGAGAUGCUUAUCCAAGAAAGUGGGGCCUCGGUCCUAAGGCCUCGAAGAAAAAACGUCUCAUUAUCGAGGGAAAACUUGACAAACACGGAAAGCCAAAUGAAAACACACCUGCUGAUUGGCUGUCUGGUUAUACGGAUUACAGCAUCAGUCCAGCGACGACUGAAGAAAAUGGCGUAAAAGAUAAUACAAAUAAUGGUGGAGUUAUCGCUAAAAAACGCAAGCGCGAAGAAGCUAUGCCUAUUUUAGUAGCAGAAGUUGCUGCAGCUGAUGAGUCUGUGGAUAUUGAAUUGGCAUCUCCUAAAGAAAAAAAAAAGGACAAAAAAGAUAAAAAAAAAAAAAAAGAUAGAAAGAAAGACCAGAUAUCUGAUACCGAAGCCGAAACGUCAUUGACUGUAAAAGCUGAAAUAGAAGCUGAUGAGGAACGGCAACCAAUCAAAGAGAAGAAAAAAAAGAAAAAAAAGAGCAAAGAAGAACAGAAAACAGACGGCGAUUGAAAAUGUUGAUAAUUUUAGAUUGGAUUAAACAAUUUUAAUAUCAGAUGGUUGUAAUAAGAAAAACUGUAUUUGUGAUGUUUGGCUUUUCUAUGAAUAUUGCCAAAGUAUGAAAUUCCACAUUAUUAACACAUUCACAAGUGUUUGAGUAUAUCAACGGCUGUACAUAAAUAGCAAUUUUUUCUUAGAAUGUGUUUCACACUUGACAAAACAAAAAAUUUUUAAGUAACUUUUUUUUAUCAUUUAUUUUCGUACGUUUCGUAAUCUACGAAGUAGUUUGAAUUUGUUUUUUAUUCAUUACUAAUUUUUUUCUUCUUUGUGAACACGCGCAUUGGAUUCGAUAAAGGUAAUCUACAGGUUAUUGACAUAAAACAAUACCUGACUAUAUAACUUUUGUAAAGACAAUGAACUAUUUUCAAUAAAAAUCU
Molecule: messenger RNA, 2322 nt
Organism: Phymastichus coffea
Lineage: Eukaryota; Metazoa; Arthropoda; Insecta; Hymenoptera; Eulophidae
Gene: Nop60B
Product: H/ACA ribonucleoprotein complex subunit 4
Exons: 9
Coding region: 239-1897 (552 amino acids)
Biological process (GO): snRNA pseudouridine synthesis; mRNA pseudouridine synthesis; rRNA pseudouridine synthesis
Cellular component (GO): box H/ACA snoRNP complex
Molecular function (GO): pseudouridine synthase activity; RNA binding
Source: RefSeq, a predicted model, not a curated record